Messenger RNA from Alosa alosa (allis shad), 7033 nucleotides. It is a transcript of the gene kcna2b, whose product is annotated as potassium voltage-gated channel, shaker-related subfamily, member 2b. The record is from RefSeq and is a predicted model, not a curated record. Gene Ontology annotation, cellular component: voltage-gated potassium channel complex; juxtaparanode region of axon; membrane. Gene Ontology annotation, molecular function: protein binding; delayed rectifier potassium channel activity. The transcript is spliced from 3 exons. NCBI's taxonomy places the organism in Eukaryota, Metazoa, Chordata, Actinopteri, Clupeiformes, Clupeidae. The coding region runs from base 806 to 2293 and encodes 495 amino acids. Gene Ontology annotation, biological process: potassium ion transmembrane transport; protein homooligomerization.
GUCCCUUUGUAUGCGCGGCAUUGCCUAGCUGCAGCCUACACCGUUGAUUCUAAUAGUCAUAUCGUGUGAAAUGAUCAGCAAGUAGGCUAAAAGGAGAAAAACAGAGAGGCCACGAUAAUGACGAUAUUACAUGGUGCCGCUUUGUUAAAAAGAAAACAAUAACGGGGAAACAAAGACCUGGAAUUCGGAAUUCUGCCAGGACUACCUAAAAUGCUGUUGCAGACAGCGUUAUUUCUCGUAGUGACACCGGGGGAGUCAGAUUUUGCUGAUCCCAGCAUAUCCGGAUGACGAUUUUAGGGGGGCUCUUGGAGGAAUAAAAAUACAGCUUGACAAGCUCAAUACCUCCCGAUUAUUCAUCACGCAGCAUCCCCUCAAGCCACCAUAUUUUGGGUUCGAAGCCGCAAAGAGACCAGGAGCCUUCAUCUUCUCGUGUGCGGUUCUUUCUUUACGCACCGCUGUGUUGUCGGAGCCUCCGGUUGCUGCAGAGCAGCUAUACGAUGAAUAACUACAAGAAGUACAGUUGACCGUUGGGCGCCUCGAUGUUUGGGGAAAGGAAAACAACACCGUUAUGACAAAAAGUGACAUCUAUAAAGACCUGUAAAUGUAUCAAAGACCUGCAAUUGUGACCGUUGGAAAAUGUCUUAUCUAUAGAUAACCUCUGGUGACCUGGAGUUUGAACGUGUGAACCGUGUCCCACUCCUUCACCUUGGUAGCAUUCAACAGAGGUGCCAUCCUCACCCCCACUCCUCCACCAUCACCUCCACACUGUGCCUACUAAGAAAAGGCUCGGACAGGCACCCCAAGCAUGACCGUGGCUACAGGCGACCCUGGGGACGAGGCGGCAGCUCUCCCCUGCCAGGCGCAGGAUAUGUAUAACCUGGAGUCGGACCACGAGUGCUGCGAGCGUGUGGUCAUUAAUAUCUCUGGCCUGCGCUUCGAGACGCAGCUUAAGACCCUCUCGCAGUUCCCUGAGACACUUUUGGGAGACCCCAAGAAGCGGAUGCGCUACUUCGACCCACUGAGGAACGAGUACUUCUUUGACCGGAACCGACCCAGUUUCGACGCCAUACUGUAUUACUACCAAUCGGGAGGAAGGUUACGGCGGCCGGUCAACGUGACGUUGGACGUCUUCUCCGAGGAGAUCCGCUUCUAUGAGCUUGGGGACGAGGCAAUAGAGAUAUUCCGGGAGGACGAAGGCUUCAUCAAGGAGGAGGAACGACCACUGCCAGAGAAUGAGUUCCAGCGACAGGUGUGGCUGCUCUUCGAGUACCCAGAGAGCUCAGGCCCUGCCCGCAUCAUCGCCAUCAUCUCGGUGAUGGUCAUUCUCAUCUCAAUCGUCAGCUUCUGCCUGGAGACCCUGCCUAUAUUCCGCAAUGACGAAGAUGACAUGCACAAAGUCUAUCCGACCAACUUCAAUGGGACGUCGGCAUACGCUUCGACCAGCUUCACCGACCCCUUUUUCAUCCUCGAGACUCUUUGUAUUAUCUGGUUCUCGUUUGAGUUCCUCGUCAGAUUCUUUGCCUGUCCCAGCAAAGCUGGGUUCUUUGUGAACAUCAUGAACAUCAUUGACAUUGUGGCCAUCAUACCUUAUUUCAUCACCUUAGGGACCGAGCUGGCGGAAAAGCCAGAGGAUGGUCAGCAGGGCCAGCAGGCCAUGUCGUUGGCCAUCCUGAGAGUUAUCCGACUGGUGCGAGUAUUCCGAAUCUUUAAGCUGUCUCGACAUUCCAAGGGCCUGCAGAUUCUGGGCCAGACUCUCAAAGCCAGCAUGAGGGAGCUGGGGCUGCUCAUCUUCUUCCUCUUCAUCGGAGUCAUCCUCUUCUCCAGCGCCGUUUACUUCGCCGAGGCCGACGAACCCGACUCCCAGUUUGUCAGCAUUCCAGAUGCCUUCUGGUGGGCUGUGGUCUCCAUGACGACCGUGGGAUACGGGGACAUGGUACCCACCACCAUCGGCGGAAAGAUCGUGGGAUCGUUGUGCGCCAUUGCUGGUGUGCUCACUAUUGCCCUGCCAGUGCCUGUAAUUGUGUCCAAUUUCAACUAUUUCUACCACCGUGAGACGGAGGGCGAGGAACAGGCCCAGUACCUGAACACCCCGAGUGUUCCCAAGGCCGACUCCAGCGAGGAGCUGAAAAAGAGCCGCAGUGGCUCCACAAUCAGCAAGUCUGACUACAUGGAGAUACAUGAAGCUGUGCGCAACAGCCACGAGGACUUCCGCGAAGACAACCUCAAGACGGGUAACUGCACCUUGGCCAACACCAACUAUGUCAACACCACUAAAAUGCUCACGGAUGUAUAACCGUCUGCGGAUGUUUCUCAUCAGGAUUUUGGCACACAGAUAGAAAGGCACUAAUCACCCUUUUUGAGGGUGAUUGCUUUAGAGGACUAAUGCAAGUGUAUCCUGAGAGAAGGCCAGGGACAGGAAGCAGGUGAUAUGCAGAGAGAAUGAGAGAGAGUUGUCUUAAUCUCUCUCUUCAUGGACCCUUCCAUUUGCUCUGCUCCUAGGCCAGCCUUCACAAAAGUUAACCUACUGAAAAGGUCUGGCGUUUGCAUGGAAUUAAUCUCACAUGUGAUUAUUCUGUUGUCAUGCUGCUCACCAUCAUAGCCAGAUAGCUGAAUAAGGAUAGCAUACUGCAUAAGAGACUCGUGGGUGUCCCACGCGUAACAUAACGCCCCAAACACACUGCCAGUAUAUUAAGAUUUUCCCUUGCUCUUACAUCAAAGACAGGUGUUGUCGGUCCAUUGCCUCAGAGCAAAUCCAAAUGGCUUAGCUCAGCCCUGUAAAGCUACAUACCCUGAAUAAUACCAACAGGGUUUAUGUAGGUGGAAAGAAAAACAGAUAAUUCACUGCCACCCCUGCCUACAUGAUGUCUCAUGUAAGCACCAGAAGUAUGUCACGUUCCACUUUAUGUUUGGCACUUAUAAAGGAACCUGUGCAUGAUUUACUGUUGCAGAAGGUAGACGAUAGGUAGAUGGUAUUUUUAGAGUGAUAUUAUUAGUAGCACAAAGUUUUACCGUGUCUCUGCUUCCAUAGUUCAUGGGCCAAUGGAUGUAGAAAAAAAAGCCUAUUUAUUCUUUGUCAAUAUCAGGCUGACCAGCGAGCGACAUCCUGUCAACACAAAUGAGCAAAUGUUUCUUAGGUGAUACGUGAUACUGUCCAUUCCCUCAUAUCAAACGGUUCUUAUUUUAAUGUACACAGCUGGCUCACAUGGUGUUGUUUUUAUUCACCGAGGCAUGGAAUGUUCUUGGGUACAGAUUCAUGUCAAACAAGAAAGAAUCCAAGAGGUGAAAAUUAACCAUUUACAGAGGUAGCCGCAAGAUGCUUUCAUUCAUUCCAUUCCUCUCAUACUGCAUCACCACUAGUCACUGUCUAACCUAUACACCUGUGUUAUCCAGCAAUGCCCCCCUAAAAACUUCAUAGCAUUCCAUAUUUUAUAGAAACAGUAUUACUAGAGUCAUUUUAUGACGGUAUAGGCAUUCCAAUAAGCAAAUGUGCAAUUGGGAAAGAAGUAUGGUAGGGUCGGGUGGGUAGACAUUUAACUGUGAUAUCGGCAGCCUAAUAAGCAAAUAUUGUAGUUAGCUCGCUAGACAAGUCACCAAAGACAAAAAAAAAUCACUGCCACUGUAGUUUUCCUGCAUUUUUGAAGAUUUUUCAUUAAUCGGUUUUAUUAGCAAUCAUCUGUAGCUCCAUUGAUGUCAUACAAAAACAAGCUAUUGGUGCAUGUUUUUCAUUCCGUAAUGCUGCAGACAAUUUGGUGACACCUGUGUUCAAAAUAUGCUUCCUACAAACAGCUCUUUGUAAAAUAAGAUCUAUACAAUUACUCUAGUGCUGCAUGCCAUCUAUACAUUCCAUAUAUAGCAUGCAUUUGGAAUGAGUGGUACCUAAAACACUAGUAAUAUGUGUUUAUAUCUCAGAAUAAACUUCUCUGUGAGACAUUAAUGCUAUGUGCAAUAUGAGAGAGUGUAGAGUUGUGUAUAAUAUGUUGAGGUUUUAAUAAAUUCCAAAAUGUCAUAGUUUAGUUCUACUCAGUUGCAGACAACCACAUUGCUUCGCUCGAGUCACUAGGCCCCAUUACAACAGGUUUCACUCACGGGAAGGUUGCUCAUUUUUUCCUCAUGUCUGAAUCGAAGGAAGCCAAUGUUGCAUUAGAAAGUGUUCAAAGCAUCACUUUUGAGAUGUCUGAUUGACAUGCCAUAGUUUCUCAGUCAUAACAGAAGAUGUUCCCUUUCUGAAUUCCAAUGACAAAUAAACGAUAGAUGACAUCUCCACACCGGCAUGUGAAAGUUGCCGCCAGAGUAGUGUACAUAUUACUGUAGUUCCAAAUCCUGUUUAUGCUUCCUACAUAGCUUUAGUCAGCAUUCAACAGCACAUUAGGUUAGACUAAUGAACUAGAUGAAGGUCUAUGGGACUGUUGCAUUGUAUGCAGAAUAAAGUCGUAGGAAGUUUAAGCAGUGUGCAGAAUUACUUGUUGUUAUAUUAGACAGAUACAAAUGCUGGAGGCAUUUCAUAAUCUAGGGAACAAAGUUACCACAGUUUAUGCAUGCAAAAGGGGAGAUUAAGAAGGUUCUGAGUUUUUUUUAGUGCUGACUAAAACAGGGAUAUUUGUAUUUUUUUUACAUGAUGAUUUUACAUUUUUUUGAUAUGACACUUUUAUGAUAGGAAACAUUUUAGUAUUGUAUCUUGAUUAAGAUUAUUUUUUAAAUACAAAUACAUUGUUUUAAUCUUUGUAUUUUAUUAUGUCCAAUACAUUUGAUGUCAAAAUGUGUUCAAAUAUCCCAUAUCCUAAAGAAUUUAAAGCUAAAGCUUUAAAACACCCUCAAAAGAGUCUCUCAGUUAAUAUUCAGGCACACUAUGGAUGAAAUAUUCAGCUUGGUACCACUGCCACAUAUAGUAAGGACCCCACUAUUUUGUUCCAACUACAUGCACCUUGCAUUAUGUAAUUUUAUGAACGGGACUCUCUUCCAGUUAGCCUCAAUGAAAAACCUGUGUCAGGCAAUUUACACAAGAGCGGCUGGCAGUUUAGAUCGACUGCCAUCUCUAAGAACUCUAAGAUGUUUUUUUUUACUUCCAUGAAUGUGGUGCUCUGUAAACUCUACCCAAAUAUGCUGCCCUACUUCAGCCAUGGAAUACAGUAUCUGAACAUAAUCUGAACAGCUGGACAUCAAAAGCUGUGCUCUAAGAAAAGAAGCCCCAUCUACAGAUAUAAGACACAAAAAUAAUGGAGCAUUUUUGAGAAAAAAAUUGCAACCUUCCUAUAGAAAAAAAAAUCCCAUGUCAAGACAAGCACAGGAUUUGUUUGUUAGUUAUCUUAUUACUAGGUAGACAUGGCCAAGACAUGUUCCAGGUUUUUACCUUUAUUUAUACUGAUACUAAUUAUCUUCAGUCUUCUUUUUCAUAUACUUACAGUAUCAAAACCCCAUGCUCAUUUCUAUCACUUCAUGUACAUUUCUGUAGUUUUGUUUUUCAUUGCUUUUCUUAAGUCUUUAGGUGUUCAUUUAAGUGUGAAUGUACUGUUUGCAUGCAAGUGCCACUAUGUGAAUGUGGGUGAUGCCAUGAUUGCUUGGUUACCAAGUGUUUAAAUGCAGAAAAUCCCUCCUGCACUGUCCCCUGCUAUGGACAUGGAGAGAUGGAUAAUGUCUAAAGGAACAGUGCAUUUGAUGGACCUCAAUUGUAGCAAAUGCACUUAUGGACAAUGGCACCCUUUUGUUGACUGCAUACUUUUCACAGUUGCCUCAUUCCGAAAACAAAGCAUUAACGUAUAUUUUCAAAUGUAUUCCUAUAUACGUUAUAUAUAAUAGAAAAAAGUCAGUUUUGGAUGUACAAUACCAUUAGGCCUAGUGUAUGUACAACCACUAUCAUUAUAGAUAAAGCCAGGUAACUACUGUCUAAAAUACAGCUGCUUUCCUAAUUGUCUUGCAAUGCAAUAUUUAGCUUUAAAAGAGCCUCUGCCAUAUAUAGCAGCAACUGGAUAUGCACAGCUGCCAUUAUAUAUAGUUUUGAUCUCCAACUGGAAUUCAAAGUAUUAUAGUAUUACUAUAACAUUUUGUAUAUUGCAAGUGUAUGAGAUGUUUGAAAAAAGAAAACCAUAAAGAAGACAUGAAAUGUUAUUGUAGGUUUGCCUUUGAUUGUAAAUUUGUCAGCAUAUACUCCACAUAUAAAGGCUUUAUUUUUCUCUGAAAUGUAGGCUAUUAAUGUAUAACUAUGAUUAAGCUUCUUCGCUAACUGGCAUGUUUCAUAGGUUCUGUAAAUAUGUACUGUAAUUACAGAUAUAUAGAUAGAUAGAUAGAUAGAUAGGCUUAUGGGGGCAGAUCAGCUAGCCUGUUUCAAGAUUGUAUUGAUCAAGGGAGAGCUCUGAUGCACCAUUGUUCACGCCAUCUUGCUCUUUCCAUAUCAAUCAAUGUCUCUGUCUCUCCUUUACUUCCUGUGCCUCACUCACCACAUCUCUCUUUUUCCCUCUUUCAUUUAAUUUUUCUCUCUCUCUCUCCCUCCCUCUCAAACUCAUUUUAUUCCCACCACACCAGCCAUAAGACAGUCUAGACAUAGAACCUUCAUACCUUCAUCACCAUAAUAAUUAGCCAAGGGUUUGCUUUUCUUGCUUUUUUAAUUUCAGCUAAUGUCGCUUGUUUGUCCAUGGAUGUCGGUUUAUAUGUGUUUGACUGAACUGACAAACUGGCUGGAUCUCUGACUUUCUGCUGAAAGCAGAUUUUCCUUACAAGGAGGAAAUCAUGGAAACGCUAAACUUGGAACACAAGAAAGAAAAUGACUGAGGAAAUCGUCAAAUGUACACACACCCACACACACCCCCCCACACACACACACACCCCACACACACACACAAACAGAUGGUGCUCUGGAUAUAACUAAAUGUCAUGCACUUUAAAAGGACCUCCAAAUACCCGAAUACUCUGUAUGGUAUACCAGAAAAACAAGGGAAAAGACACCUCCACCAGAGACCAACAUUUAUUCAAAUCGGUAUCUAAUAAUAUCAACAAUGAUGAUGUUGAAAACAACAAUACAGUAAUAUCAGCAUCAAAAUCA